Messenger RNA from Drosophila kikkawai, 1415 nucleotides. RefSeq names its product serine/threonine-protein phosphatase 2A activator. Gene Ontology annotation, biological process: mitotic spindle organization. The record is from RefSeq and is a predicted model, not a curated record. Gene Ontology annotation, molecular function: peptidyl-prolyl cis-trans isomerase activity; protein tyrosine phosphatase activator activity. Gene Ontology annotation, cellular component: nucleus; protein phosphatase type 2A complex; cytoplasm. NCBI's taxonomy places the organism in Eukaryota, Metazoa, Arthropoda, Insecta, Diptera, Drosophilidae.
GUACCCAGUAGGCUUUGCUUUUAGUUUCAAACUAACUAAUUCUUUCCACCUAACCUGUCACAACGGAAUUCAGAAUGAGCAACACCCAAAGACCAAACGACAGUAUUUUGAUUAAUAUCACCGAAGAUGUACUGCGAGCCACGGACGUUUUGACCCAGAAGGGUCCAGUGAAGCAGGUGCGAGGCGACUCGGAUCUUUUCCGCUGGGUUCGGUCGCAGGCCUACCGUGAUCUGAUCGCCUACAUAAACAACACUAGCCUUGCCCUUCAGGGUCGUCGCCUAACCGAGAGCUUUCCCGUAUCAGAGGAGAUGCAACGACUCUGCGACAUGUUUGAUGACCUGGAGCGUCCUUUGGCAAAGCACACAGACACAUCAGCUUCAUCGAAGGUAAGCGUCUCCUACCUGGCGUGGCUGCGGCACAUGUUCCAGAUCGUCCUGCGUCAGCUGGCCGGGGCCGUCAGCGGGGAGAAGUGCAUGCACAUACAUGAGCUGGGGGAGUACCUUAGGCGCUCCUUCGGCAAUGCCACUACUCUGGAGUUUGGCCCCGGGAACGAGCUGAUGUUCCUGUUCUUUCUCUGCGGCCUAUUUCGGGCUGACAUUCUACGGGCCAGAGACACCGUGGCCGCCGCCCUGAUGCUCUUCUACCGUUACAUACACCUGGUGCGCCGCCUGAUCGCGAUAUAUAAUCUGCCCAUAUCCAGGAACCCGAGGUGUGCCAUCGAAGACUACUUUUUUGUGCCCUACCUUUGGGGAGCCGCGCAACUGUGCCUGGACGCGCCAUUCUCUCCGCCGCAGUGCGACCAGCCAAAGGCGAUUGAGAGCUAUCGGCACGACUACAUGAUGGUGAACUUGAUCGAGAAUCUGCCGGAAAAGAGCGGGCCGCUCAGCCACAACGCCUUUCAGCUGUGGUGCAUCCUGUCCGCACCAACAUGGCCGGAGGUGUACCGAGGACUCGAGCGCUGCUAUAUUAAUCACAUUCUGUCAUCAUUCCAUACCGUUGAGAAUGCGAUCUUCUGGGAACUGAUGUCCUUUGACAUGGCCCCGGCGGAGGGGCUUUUGCAUCGCCCAUCUAUGGGCCAGCGGGAGAGGCGGGUAUCAGGAGUGAUACAGCAAGAAGAAGGGCCCGUCCGUCCGUAUUCCAGCCUGGGUCUUUUCACUAGCCUCCACGAGCUACAAAAGACGUCUGAAGAGGAAACGGAUGACGACGACAUGGGAGAUCGUCUGGUAAUGCUCCACCCAACGACCGAAGUUGCAGCUGGUUUGGAAGAUUUGGAAACUGGCGAAAGAUUAAGUGAUACUUCUACUUCCAACACCUCAGCUGAAACCCGAUUCUUUAUGGGCAAAGACGAUUGAAUUAAAUUUUCAAUAAAUUAUUGUCAUAAAUGCAAAUAAAGUAAAGAAAAAUAAAACAGUUAA